CGACUACCAAUUAAGCACUUACCUUCUUUGGCUAGUCGUCCCACCCAAUUUUACCUCUCCUACUACCUUUCCCACCUUAUAUAUAUCUAAUCUCUUCCCCCCAACAUCUCCUCAUCUCUCCUUGAAAUUGACAACCACAAAUAAAAGAAGCUAAGCCAUCCUCUCAAACACGUACACCACAAUACAAUAAGCUAAAAAAGAAGCAACAUGCCCCCUCUCAACCCCUAUGAUCUCUUCAUCUUCUUCUCACUUGUUCUAUUUUUUUCCUCUUUCAUUUACUCUCUCCUCCACAAAUUCACACACCCCAAAUCCCUCCUAAAACCUUCCUUAUUCUCAACAAAAGCAUUUUCUAACACAUCACAUGGCCCUCCUUCAUACCCUUUUAUUGGUUGCCUUAUUUCCUUCUAUAAAAACAGGAAGAGGCUAUUAGAUUGGUACACCGACUUGUUGUCCGAGUCGCCAACUCAGACGAUCAUCGUGAGUCGACUCGGAGCGCGUAAAGUCAUUGUAACAGCUAAUCCAGACAAUGUUGAGUACAUUCUCAAGACCAACUUCCAUAACUUCCCAAAGGGUAAGCCCUUAGCUGAGAUCCUAGGUGAUCUUCUUGGUAAAGGCAUUUUUAAUGUGGAUGGAGAGUUAUGGGCAACUCAAAGAAAGUUGGCGAGUCACGAGUUUACUACCAAAACUUUGAGAGAAUUUGUGGUCAAGACUUUAGAGGAAGAAGUUGAGAGUCGACUCAUUCCUUUACUUCAACUUGCUGCUCAACAAAAUAAGAUCAUUGACUUGCAGGAAGUACUAAAAAGAUUCACCUACGAUACAAUCUGCAAAGUCUCCUUAGGCAUAGACCCCAAUUGUCUAGACCUCUCUAUUCCCAUCCCACCACUUAUUGCCGCAUUCGAGAACGCUGCCGCAAUCUCCGCCAAACGAGCCACCAGCCCAAUCUACGCCAUUUGGAAGCUAAAGCGAGCCCUUAACAUUGGCUCUGAGCACCAACUCAAACAAUCGAUCAACAUACUUCAUGGUCUUGUCAAAACCAUCAUUUCUACUAAGCAAAACUCUAUUGCCAAUUCAAAUGAAACUGAAAAUCAGGACCUCCUCUCUCGCUUCCUUUCUGCUGGCUACGACGGUGAGCUAGCAAGGGACAUGGUGAUCAGCUUUAUUAUGGCAGGCCGCGACACUACUGCAGCUGCAAUGACGUGGCUUUUUUGGCUUUUAUUAUCAGGGUUAGCAGACCCCGCCACUCGAGAUAAUAUCAUGUCUGAGUUGGCUAGUGGGUCCGACCCUGACUCAGGGUCGGACUCACUAAGUUAUGAGCUAGUCAAGAAUAUGAAAUAUAUGCAUGCUUGCCUAUGUGAGGCCAUGAGGUUGUAUCCUCCUGUUGCGUGGGACUCAAAGCAUGCUUUAAAGGAUGAUAUUUUACCAGAUGGGACUAAACUUAAGAAAGGGGACCGUGUUACAUACUUUCCUUAUGGAAUGGGAAGAAUGGAGGUUAUUUGGGGUGAAGACAGAUUAAAGUUUAAUCCAGAUCGUUGGUUUGAAAGUCAAGUUGAUAAACAAUCUAAUAACUAUAAUACAAGAAAACUGAAGAUGGUAAAUCCCUAUGAAUACCCAAUUUUCCAAGCUGGUCCUAGGGUAUGCCUUGGGAAAGAAAUGGCAUUCCUUCAGAUGAAGUAUGUAAUGGCUUCUAUCAUGAACCGCUUUGAUUUUGAGCUUCUAAGUAAUGAACCACCCGUAUUUGUGCCUCUUUUAACGGCUCAUAUGGGUGGUGGUUUGAGAGUAAGAGUGAAGGAAAUCAUAAAUUCAUAAUUUAGUAAUCUAUCAAGUCCGAAAACCUUUAAAGAAUUGAGACUCUCUCGAUUCUGAAUCGUUUUCGUUUUCAAAACCUCGGCCAUUUUUGUACUAAUGAAACUAAAAAAGUGAAUAUGAUAUGUAGUUUCCUUUUUUUCGGAGACACAACCAUGUCCGUGCUAUAUACAUGGAAACUUGCAAGAAAAAGAAAUGAUGUAGAGAAAGAGUUCACAUCAAGUAAAUAAAAAUAUGUUAGUCACUUGGGGGGGGAGGACAAGUGUAUUAUGUAUUUUUGUAUGUGGUUCUUUAUGGGUUGUCUUGUAGAGUGCGGAGAAGCACUGUUCAAGGAUGCUUAGCCUUGCAUAACGAUAAUUCAGCUGCUUCUUUUUCCAGGACAACUUUGUAUGUAAUCAAUUAAAAAAUUCCCCCAUGUUCAGUUAUAAAUUCAUUGAGAUUAUGUAGCCUUAGCAGGAGAGGAAAGGUCAAGGAUUUACCCUGUGUGAAAUUGGGUAAAUCUCAUUGGAAUAAUCUUUUCUUUGGGGCUAAGAAGUCUUACAUGGGGUUUCUUUUCUUGCCUUUAUAAUUUUGUUUGUAUUUGGUUUGUACUUUGACAAUAUAGUAAUACUUUCUUUAUUUCUAAAUAAAUGUUACAUUCACUAAUUCACAUCUUUCAA
Molecule: messenger RNA, 2462 nt
Organism: Beta vulgaris subsp. vulgaris (sugar beet)
Lineage: Eukaryota; Viridiplantae; Streptophyta; Magnoliopsida; Caryophyllales; Amaranthaceae
Product: cytochrome P450 94B3
Exons: 2
Coding region: 208-1806 (532 amino acids)
Molecular function (GO): monooxygenase activity; oxidoreductase activity, acting on paired donors, with incorporation or reduction of molecular oxygen; iron ion binding
Source: RefSeq, a predicted model, not a curated record